Amoebophrya sp. A25 is the source of this 1189-nucleotide messenger RNA. Lineage: Eukaryota; Dinophyceae; Syndiniales; Amoebophryaceae. The record is from the annotation of a GenBank genome assembly.
CAAAUUUGAAUUUCAAAUUAUUUGACCGUAGCCAUUUUCUUGGUUCAAGGUUUGUUUUCGAAGUUAUAUAUGAGUUAUAGUACUAUCCGCCCUUUUGUACUCGUGUUGGUAGAUCACCUCGGAGGCUAUUGUCCAAGACAAAAGAUGGCUUCACUUCAACAAAACGUGUCCAGGAUCCUCUUUCUCCGACCCUGCAUAUUGAUUCGCUGUGGCAUAGCAAUCACUAAAUACCGCGGAAUAUCGGACAUUCUCCGCCAUAGUUCUCAAGGUGACGAAAAGCGCGAAAACGUUCAUCGAUCCCUCCACGAAGACGAUCAAUGAUGGCCACCGUCUGAGUCGGCUGGAUGUAGAUGAAGAUCUUGUACACAACAAAAACUACAUGAACGUAUCCGCGACCCUCAGAGAGCAACAACUCCGUCUCCAAAAACUCCAAGACUGGGACAAUUUCGAAAACUUUUUUGAGACGAAUGGUGUACGGCCUGAAAAGCUUCCCAGGGAGGUGCGGCAACGCAUGGCGGAAGGUGCUUCAGCAGGGGGGGCAGUCGGUGGAAACGUGAGGCGAGAACGUAGUCGAUCCCGAUCGAGGCGACGUGGUGGUCCUGACGCCGGGUAUGAGAUUGUGGUCACGGCCGAUGCCCGAACCACGUAUACGAUAUCUGUGCGGUCGGCGCAGACGCUCUCUGAGUUAGUUCCCAAGAUUGCAGCAAUAGCGUAUGGCAGUAGUGUCGAGGUAACGAAAGACGCACUCGAAGAGUUCAAGCGCGACUAUGCCGGUUUAGUCGGUGGACGGCGUCUCCAGUGGGGGGUGAAUAACUACAAAAUUAGCCCACAGUCUUCAAUAGCGUCAGUAUGCUGGGAUGUGCCGUCUGCUAAUCUCCGAAAAGAUACCCUCUUCCUAUGUUGUACAUGACACCCGUAAGGAGCGUAUCUUUUCUGUUUUUGAUAUAAGUAAUCACCGUCAUUGACAAAAAAAAACUCUUAUCUCGACGAUGCCCUUUCUGAAGUCACAAUUUGUUUUUGGAUCCUCGUGUGAGUAGGUCCGUGAUGGACCUGUUAUCGGCUAAAAAGCUGAGCAAAAUUGAUGUGCUGUUAGUGUGGAAAUACGAAUAAAACAUUGUAAGACGCGAAUGUCGCAGUUCUUCUCGACAGAGUUCCUCUUGAUCUGAAACAAAUCAGCAUUUGAUACUAC